UGAUACUGUGGUCGUAUAUAUAUUAUACGACUACUUUAUACGGGUCGUAUAUAUCUAUACGGCUCGUAUACAAUGAAUUUCCUUAAUUUUAUUAUUUUAUUACUAUUUGACGCGACGUAUUAUUCCUCGAUUCACGUGCGAGUAGACGUAAGAUUCUCUGAUUCGAUGUUAUAUUCCUCGAUUCUCGUGCGAUUUAUGUGAUUAGACGUUAGAUUCCUCGAUAUUCGUGCGAGUUAUUUGAUUCGAUGUUAGAUUCCUCGAUUCGCGUGUUAAUCAUUUGAAACGAUGUAAUAUUCCGUAAAAUUCUCUAUAUAAACGACACUAAUUUCAUUCAUUUUCAUUCAACUUCUAUUCGUUUCUUCUAUUUUUUUCUGUAUUCAAAUUAUUUACGCUAUAAUGUCGGGUUGGGGUAACUUUUUUAAUGUGUUUGAUAACGAGGCGAAACAGGGGAGUUAUGAUAACAAUGAAGAUAACAAAGCGGGCAUGUUUGAUCUGAAUGCUCCGUUCGAUCCCAUUCUUGCGUCUGAUGCAGGUCAGGAUACUUGGGGUUUGGAUGCAAUUCAGCCUAAUUAUGCUGGUUAUUAUCCAUCGCAACACCCGGUUAAUUUUGAAGCCCCUCCUGUUAGUUUUGGACCACCGACUGAUAGUUCUCAGUCUCCUCCCAUAAGUGAUGGACCGCCGGAGGGUCCAAAUGCUGACCAGGAACGUAGUGAGUUUCAAAACAAGCAGAAAUUCGCUAGCAUGGAUGAAUUGGUAGAGUGGUGUAGAGACGUUGGACGCGUAAAUGGCUACGCCCUCGUCACCAAACGCACCAUCUACGAUAAACAGGGUAGCGGUCAGCCGUUAAAAAUCUGGCUUACGUGCGAUUGUGCCGGCGAGUACAAAUCAACAGCCACGGUCAGACGCAGCGGGACCAGGAAAACCAGUUGCAAGUUCCAACUGAUCGGGGCAUACAAAAAGAGGUUAGGUUAUUGGGAUCUAAAGGUUGAGGAAGCUAAACAUAACCACGAACCAUUUCUGUAUCUAGAGGGUCAUCCGUCCCUAAUGAGGCCGACUCCAUCAGAAGAGAGGACGGUGGAGCAAAUGACGCAUCAGAACAUAAAACCACGAGACAUUCUUGCUGCCAUUAAAGAACAGAACCCCCAUAAUGUCUCAACAAGAAACACCAUAUACAACGCUCGGGCCAAAUUAGGUUGAAUGGAACAAGUCGGCGAGACUCCAAUGCAGAUACUUUUCGACCGGUUGGGGAAGGUUGGGUUUUUUUUUACCAUAGAACAUCUCAAAACGGCGAACGGGUCGAGGAUGUUUUCUUCAUUCACCCGGAGUCGAACAUGUUAUGGCGCGCCUUCCCGCAUGUGUUGCUUAUAGACGCCACCUACAAGACGAAUCGGUACAAAAUGCCGCUAGUCCAGAUUAUCGGUGUUACAUCCACGUUGUUGUCGUUUUGCAUUGCUCAUGCGUUCGUAAGCAACGAGAAACAGGAAAACUUCACAUGGUUCUACAGAGGUUGAAACACUCAUUAGACAGUGUUAUGGAACCCCGUGUAAUAGUAACGGAUAGAGAUCGCGCCCUAAUGAACGCAUGUGCAACCGUGUUUCCCAGGGCUAGACAUUCAUUGUGUAGGUGGCACAUACAGCAAAACAUCUUCAAACAUUGCAGGAAAAGCUUUAAAACAGAGGAUAAAUGGGAUAGGUUUCUUUACAAGUGGGGUGAGCUAAUUAACUCAACGACCGAUCAUGACUACAACUACUGGUACGAGCGAAUACGAUCAAACUUGCCACGCAAAAAAACCGACGAUAAGUUUUAUAUAAUUUUUGUUUAAUAAUCGUAUUUAUUUGACUUGUCUUAACUGCACUUGACUUUGAUUACAGAGAUUAUGAACUAUUUGGAUUCAAUCUGGUUACAACCAUAUAGAGACCGGUUUGUUUCGUUCUGGAGCGACCAACAUCUGAACUUCGGUCAACGUACAACGAACAGGGCAGAGGGUCAACAUGCCCUUUUGAAGCAGUACCUAGGCGACUCUAAUUACACCCUGGAGAAAGUGGUACCACUUAUCGAUAAGCUCAUAAGAAACCAGGUGACAGAAAUCAAAGGCAGCAUUGAAACAAGCAGGAGCCGAACAUUGGGUCAUCAUAACAAACCAAUAUUUAAUCUCCUACUAAAGAAGGUUUCACAUGCCUGCCUAGAGUUGAUAUCAGACGAAGUAAAUGAAAUAGAAAAAUUAAAGUUAUAUAACCGUACAUGCGCGUGCCGUUUGUAUACAAGCUGUGGAUUGCCGUGCGCGUGUCGGUUGGAACCGUAUACAACGAAUGGUGAAAUGAUCCCGUUGGAGUUGAUAGACCCUUUUUGGAGAAAGUUAAAUUUCGACUCCAUAGUGGAACCAAGCAAGGUGGACUCUUUCGACUUAGACGGAGAAUUUGCGCUUCUCAAACAACAUUUAAGUGCUCAACCGAGAGAACUCAAGAAAAACUUGAUUCAAAAGAUGAAGGAGUUGGUACAGCUCAAUAAGACGAAGCUUAAACAACCAGUUGUGCAAAAAAACACACGGGGUCGUCCAACUUUAAAAGCUCAGCAACAAAGGAAGGAUGAUUCGUUUACGGAGCCUUCUAGACACAGCUUUUUUACAACGCAGGACCAGUAUAGUGAUUCACAAGAUGGGUUUGGCACACAAGAGUCAACGAUCGAACCUACCAGGCACAGCUCGUUUGUCGAGUCACAAAGUUAUUGUACUGAAACACCUAUGUUCUUCGGCGAGAUUGCGAAAGGCGCUAAGAAUUCGAAAACGAAAAACAAGGUCGCAAAAUCAAAGGAAGAGCUACCAGACUUACCUUUGCUGCCUGUCGGACAAGUUAAUAUGUUCUUGCACUUCAAAAAGUUCAUUCCACCGUGCUUCUAUCCACACCUCAGUCACAUACAAAUUGUGCAGAGUGAUGGUAAUUGUGGGUUUCGAUCUAUAGCGGUCGGCUUAUCGCUUAAAGAGUGGCAGUGGCUGUGACAAUCCAAAAUUUCGAUCCACUAACAUAAAUCAUCCGACAACUUUAAUCGGUCCAUGUAAGUUCAUUUAAUGUGUGUUGAAUGUUAAAGAUAGUUGAUGCUCCAUGUGUGUAUCUCAGCCAACUAUAUAAUUAUGACCCAUGUACUGAUUGAGGUCCAAUGAAAUUGCACUCUACACAAGGUUGUUGGCCACUUACACAACAUAACUUACACAAAUUAUUGAAAUCACAUGUUGUGUCAGCAUAUCACAUAUCACGUGAAGAUUGAUAUCCCAAUUGCAAAGCCAUGUGCUGAGAAUUUAUGUGGCCAAUGCUAGAUAUCUAUAAAAAGAUCUUGGCCCAAUCACUGUUUAUAGGAUCCGACAUAAUUAUUGCGAGUAGAGUUUUGCCAAAUGAGUUGUUUUGUCAUCACCACUAACCCGGCAAAACAUAAGUGACUUUCGUCACCUCGGCCCAACAUAACUGGCGGCCCAGUUGUGGAUGUUUUAACCUCUACAUCCAUCAAACGUAAGCUA
This is a messenger RNA of Helianthus annuus (common sunflower), 3508 nucleotides long. RefSeq lists its product as uncharacterized. NCBI's taxonomy places the organism in Eukaryota, Viridiplantae, Streptophyta, Magnoliopsida, Asterales, Asteraceae. Gene Ontology annotation, biological process: thymine catabolic process; L-valine catabolic process. The transcript is spliced from 3 exons. The record is from RefSeq and is a predicted model, not a curated record. Gene Ontology annotation, molecular function: methylmalonate-semialdehyde dehydrogenase (acylating, NAD+) activity; malonate-semialdehyde dehydrogenase (acetylating, [NAD(P)+]) activity. Gene Ontology annotation, cellular component: mitochondrion. The coding region runs from base 1877 to 2995 and encodes 372 amino acids.